This is a messenger RNA of Gossypium raimondii (Peruvian cotton), 1803 nucleotides long. Its product is annotated as F-box protein At5g46170. The transcript is spliced from 2 exons. Gene Ontology annotation, molecular function: protein binding. NCBI's taxonomy places the organism in Eukaryota, Viridiplantae, Streptophyta, Magnoliopsida, Malvales, Malvaceae. The coding region runs from base 139 to 1338 and encodes 399 amino acids. The record is from RefSeq and is a predicted model, not a curated record.
UUUACCUUGAAGAACUAGUUUUUCUCUCCUUAGAUCUAUAUAUCACAAGUGAUCACUUUCCUCUCGUUUCCUCUCGUUUCCUCUCCUAAUCAAAUAACUUACGAAUUCACAGAUAAGAUAGAAGAAAGGGAAAAGAAAAUGUCUUCACUUCGUUCAGAUCCGGUUCACAGAAUUCAUCCUGAGCCGAUCGAUCACUUCGACCGUCUUCCCGAUUCUCUUCUCCCUUUAGUCUUCAACAAGAUCGGUGACGUUAAAGCUCUCGGCCGAUGCUGUGUCGUUUCGCGUCGUUUCCGUUCCCUCGUUCCUCAAGUCGAAAACGUCGUCGUUCGUGUCGAUUGUGUUAUCUCUGACGACGAUUGUUCCCCUUCUUCGUCUUCCUACGAUAAGUCACGCGCCGCCGGUCCGAUUUCUAACCUCUUACGUAUCCUUCUUGGAGGCAUUGCCAAACCUUUUCAAGCUUUGGUUCAGUUUCUUGGUCCAAAACGGCCCGUUAUCAAUGAAACCCUUAACACCCACCCUGUCUCUUCCUCUUUAUCAGUCGGUCCCGGUGCCGAUGUUAAUGAUGGGGAAAUGGAGCAAGGUGGGGUGACCCAUCAUUCACCGACGCAAGUACUUAGAAAUUUCAACGAGAUUCGUUUCCUCCGGAUCGAAUUACCCAGCGGUGAGUUAGGGAUCGAUGAUGGGGUUCUUUUGAAAUGGAGAGCCGAUUUUGGGUCAACUCUUGAUAAUUGCGUCAUCCUCGGAGCUGCUUCCGUUACUAAGAACGUAAAUUUGCAAGUAGCGGAGUGUGGGAACAAUGGGUUUUGCCCCAGUAAUAACAUCGCCAACGGUUUAAAUGUCGGUAACGGCGAUGACAAUGGGAGUAUUCCCGAGUCGUUUUAUACCAACGGAGGGUUGAAAUUAAGGGUUGUUUGGACGAUUAGCUCGUUGAUCGCAGCAUCAGCGAGGCAUUAUUUACUUCAACCGAUAAUCGCAGAGCAUAAGACGCUAGAUAGCUUGGUUCUAACCGAUUCGGAUGGUCAAGGGGUGCUUUGUAUGAAUAGAGAUCAGCUUGAGGAGUUAAGAGUGAAGCCAUUAUCUGCUUCUUCUGCAUCGAAAAGGACACUGGUGCCGGCACUGAAUAUGAGGCUUUGGUAUGCCCCUCAGUUGGAAUUGCCUGAUGGGAUUGUUUUAAAAGGUGCUACUUUGGUUGCUAUUAGGCCAAGUGAACAAUCUGCUUCAAAGAAAGAGGUCUCUGAUGCUUCUUGGUUAUCAACUGCUUUUGAAGAGCCUUAUGGAACUGCAGCUAAGAUGCUUGUUAAAAGAAGGACUUACUGUUUGGAGAUGAACUCGUUUUGAUCUCUGCUUCCUGCUCUUUGAAGGGAGAGCAGUCGAGCACAAUGGUCGAGGGGGAAGAAGGCAUAGCAUACUUUUGGAAAGCUGACGAUCAAACAACAAUUUUGUUACGUGUUGUAGCUUUUUAAUGCAAGAGCAGUGUCCUGUGAAAGCUGAAACCUUGCUUAUGAAUGCCAUUGAAAGCAAUCGACGCAUGUUGAGAAUGCAGUGCAAGUGUUUCAGCUUUUGUUCUUCAACUGAUAGCCAAAAUGAAUGCAUCUGCUGGUUGUUUUUAUGUCAGGCAUAUGCUUGUAAGAGUGCACACCUGCAACUAGAUCUCAUGCUGUGUAAGAGCACCGAGUUUUUCAGUCCUUUUACUUCUUUUUUAAUCUAUAAUCCCUCUAUAUGUGAAUAUUGUAGGUAUGAAGAUCUCAUGCUUUAUGUUCUAUAUUUAUGAAGUUAAUGAAGAAUUGUAGUUUGCAGUUUGCA